Messenger RNA from Ixodes scapularis (black-legged tick), 1212 nucleotides. RefSeq lists its product as uncharacterized. The record is from RefSeq and is a predicted model, not a curated record. Bases 1 to 1212 code for a protein of 403 amino acids. The transcript has a single exon. Lineage: Eukaryota; Metazoa; Arthropoda; Arachnida; Ixodida; Ixodidae.
AUGUCAAUGCUUUUCUCCGUCGUUCAGGUGUUGCUGACAGCUGCAUACGCAACAACGUCGCCCGGUCAUCUUCGUGGACACUUCUUCAACUGCGAUGGCCUUUGGAUCGUCCCAGCGAGUGACUCGACAACUAUCCCGGUGGCACCAACGAUCAAGUCACCACGCUUGGCCUACAACGUGUAUGGUGUCUGGCAACCUGGGACGUCACUGAACAGCUAUCUGGAUGCAUGGCUACUUAAGCUAGUCAGUCGGGGAGGCCAGUUGGGGCACGGCAUCGCAUUGGAAACAACGAUGUCAAUCCUUUUCUCCGUCGUUCAGGUUGGUUACGUUCCCAAUUCUCACUGCCACCGAAGUAACGACUCCUGUUUUAUUGCGGUGUCGUGCCCCCACGACGUUUCUGAGUGUCGACGCCGACUGUUUAUGCUCCUGGCGCAGAGUGCGCAUGCCGUUUACCUAGCAUUGCUAGCCCUGCAAUUGUCUGGAGAUAUCGAAACCAAUCCCGGACCAGACAGUGUUGAUUCCCAAGUGGCUAAUAUUUUGAGCAUUGUAACUAGAAUUGAGAUUGGCCAAAGCCACAUGUUUACCGAAAUUAAGAAGCUCCAGGACGCCCAAUCAUCAACAGAUGUGGCAAUAAAGAACCUUAAAGAAAAGGUAGCGGCAAUAGAGGCCGAUCUAAGCUCUAUGAGGACGGCUUCGGAUGGGAGCGGAAGCAGUACGGAAUUUUCCAACAAAAUUGCAUUGGAGUUAUCGGAAGUAAACGCAAGGUGCGACGAUGCCGAAUACAGGCUUCGGAGAUUGAACUUAUUGUUCUUUGGCAUCCCUGACUUGCAAAAUGAAACUUGGAUUCAAUCGGAGGCAACUAUUUUGAGCUUCUGUGAGCAACGGCUGGGAAUUAAGCUUGACCCGAACGACCUUGAGCGGUCACAUAGGCUUGGAAAGUUUUUACCUAACAAAAAUCGGCCCAUCAUUGUCAAGUUCUUGCGUUACAAAGAUAGACAGAACAUUCUCUCUUUGGGCUUUAAACUAAAAGAUUCUGUGUACGCCAUUCGGGAAGACUUAUCGGACGCUGUCCGCACCGCUCGUAACAAACUGUACUUGUUUGCUCAGUCUCAAAAUGAAACAUUCAAAAUCCGCUAUGAUAAGCUGCAUAUGAAUAAUAAGUGCUAUAAAUAUGACGUUUCCUCCGACUCUGUUAUAGAAGUCUCUAGAUAA